AUGAUAAAUCUGUGAAUUUCAUUCUGCGCUUAUAUUGUCGGUACCGCCCAGCAAGACAGAAUGACGAAGCUAGCAUCAGCAUUGUACUUCAUAGCUGUUGUAUGCAUGGGUCUUCACACAGCUCAAGCACUUCAGUGCUAUCAAUGCGACAGUAACACAGCAUUGGUCAAUUGUACCAAGGUCCAGAAAGUGGUGACUUGUGACAGCAAUGUUCAUGAAUGCUGUACUAUUGCUGAAGCAGGCACAUUCAGCUUUGGCUUUAAGUACAAAUACUUUGGAAAAGGCUGUAAAGGAAGAAAUCACAAGAUACCUGAUAAAGUCUUUUUAUACAGCUUUAGCACACAAUGUUGUGGGCAAUCACUUUGUAACACUAGUCAAAUCAGCCAAGCAAGCUUUGUUCUCGUUUUCUGCCUGAUUCUGGUCUCAAAGAUGAUUGUAAUCUAGUUCUAAAURUCCAUGCUUUUGAAAGAUCAAUGGAUGGAUCGGUAGUAGUAAUAUGAAAGGCAAAUUAUUAUUAUUAUUAUUUGAAAUACUUUGAUUUUAAAAAUUAGGUAUAUUUUUCUA
This is a messenger RNA of Actinia tenebrosa (Australian red waratah sea anemone), 564 nucleotides long. RefSeq lists its product as uncharacterized. The record is from RefSeq and is a predicted model, not a curated record. Lineage: Eukaryota; Metazoa; Cnidaria; Anthozoa; Actiniaria; Actiniidae.